Messenger RNA from Sinocyclocheilus rhinocerous, 1492 nucleotides. Its product is annotated as GTPase IMAP family member 5-like. Gene Ontology annotation, molecular function: GTP binding. NCBI's taxonomy places the organism in Eukaryota, Metazoa, Chordata, Actinopteri, Cypriniformes, Cyprinidae. The annotation marks the transcript as partial. The record is from RefSeq and is a predicted model, not a curated record. The transcript has 3 exons.
AUGGAGACUGCAGAUUGCUGGUAUUAUAAAACACCCCCAAGAUAUGCAGAAUCCGAGAGAACAUUUCACUCACCUGAGCUGAGAAUUGUGCUGCUGGGUGUUUCUGGUGUUGGAAAGAGUGCAACAGGAAAUUUAAUACUGGGCAGAAAGGCUUUUAAAGAGACCAGAACCAGAGUGAGUGAGAUACAGAGAGGAAGAGUAGAGGACAGAAUCAUCUCAGUCAUUGACACUCCGGGAUUCUUCACCACUGAACUGACUGAUGAAGAACUGCAUCAUGAAAUGAUAAGGAGUGCUUCUCUCUGUCACCCUGGUCCUCAUGUGUUUCUGCUGAUGAUCAACCUGGAGAGCAUGAAAGAGGGGGAGAGGAACCUUAUGAAACAAAUUGAGGAGAACUUUGGACCACAGGCUUUUAAGUUCACCCUUGUUCUGUUCAUUGGAAGAGAACGAAUGUCCAGCAAAGAAUGGAUGGUCUUUAUGCUUAGUACAAAAUUUCAGGAGCUAGUCAGACACUGCAGAGAUAAAUAUCAUGCAAUCAACAGUAUAAAUGAAAUUAACCGAACUCACAUCUCAAAGCUUCUACAGAAGAUUGAUGAAAUAGUCAAACAGAAUUAUGACCAGCAUUACAAUACUGACGUUUACUUAAAGUCCCCAACAAAGAUUAAAAAAUUAUCUUCUUCAAUCAUGUCAGAUCUCAGAAUUGUGAUGGUGGGGAAAACUGGAGCUGGAAAGAACGCAACAGGAAACACCAUCCUGGGACAAAAAGCUUUUAAAGAAGAAUUUUGUUCUGAAUCUGUGACUGGAAAAUGCCAACAGUAUCAGCGGAGGCUAGAAGGUAGAAUUAUCUCAGUGAUUGACACUCCAGGGGUGUGUGACACAUCAAUGCGUGAACAAGACCUGAAGGAUGAAGUAGUGAGAUGUGUAGAAAUGUCUCUUCCUGGUCCUCAUGUGUUUCUACUGGUCAUCAGACUGGAUGUGAGAUUCACAGUUGAGGAGAAGAACACAGUAAAAUGGAUUCAGGAGAACUUUGGAGAAGAUGCUUUACAUUACACCAUCAUUCUUUUUACUAGAGGGGAUCAGUUGAAAACAUCUAUAGAGGAGUUUCUGACAACAAACAAGCAGAUGAAUGAGCUAAUCAAACAGUGUAAAGCUGGUUAUCAGGUUUUUGAUAACACAAAUGAAAAUCAAGCACAGGUUAGUAAGCUGUUAUGGAAGAUAGACACAAUGGUGAAGGACAACAGACGAGAGCAUUACACAAAUCAGAUGUACCAGGAAGCUCAAAGGAAAAUCUGGGAAGAAGAAGAGAGGCAGAGAGAGGAGGACAAGAGAUUAAGGCAAGAAGAGGAGAUAAAAAUAAGGAAGGAUGAACAAAAGAGACUUGUCAAGACUGCUAAAAUGGGAGCCUUGGUGGGAGCAGGUGUAGGAGGAGUGAUUGGAGGUGUAGCACUGGCAGCGGGAACUGGAUUGGCACUACCUGCAGCUUUAAUCACAGGAG